GUAGGUUAGAAAAUACACUAUACUUUCAGUACUAUUGUCAAACAUUCCAAAAAUGUAUAAAUUUUUGUGGGGGUUGCGUUUUUUUUGUGAUGGAAUGAAGUGUAAUGAACAUCCACAAGAUUCUACAUGUAAGGCUAGCUGUAGGCCACUAGAAAUGUCUAACGAAGAUGAAACGGAUGACGGAGACGAAAAUAAAUCAGGUUUAAAUUUACUUUUCAGUGUACCAAGAAUAUCAACACCAAGGCAAAAUUUUGAUAAUGUCACUUUUGCUAAUGUGGUGGCUUCUUCGGGGUCCAUGAUAGUGGUGUCCAACCGUCUGCCGUUCGUCCUUCAAAGAGAUAAAGAUGGAAAACUUGUAAGGAAAGCAAGUGCCGGUGGUUUGGUAACAGCAGUAGCACCAGUAGUCAUAAAUGGUGGAGGUUUGUGGGUGGGAUGGCCUGGUAUACAUUUAGAUGAUCCCAAUGAGCCAAUCCCGGAAUCUGAUCCUAGUGAUAUAACCCCGACAGCUGGACUGAAAUCAGAAAAAGUGGUCGCAGUGCAAAUUGACAAACAGGUUUUCGACUCGUACUACAAUGGUUGUUGCAAUGCUACGUUCUGGCCCUUGUUCCAUUCCAUGCCGGAUAGAGCAUCGUUUAAAGGCGAACACUGGAAAUCUUACGUGAAAGCAAACAAAGAAUUCGCCGAGUGUACGCUUAAAGCUUUAAAAUCAUUACCCAGAAAUUCUAGUGAUAUUCCGUUGAUAUGGAUCCAUGACUACCAUCUUAUGUUAGCAGCUAACUGGAUAAGACAGGCAGCCGACGAACAAGAAAUCAAAUGCAAACUCGGCUUCUUCCUACACAUUCCCUUCCCACCAUGGGACAUUUACAGGCUAUUCCCGUGGGCCGAUGAAAUCCUCCAAGGAAUGCUUGGCUGUGAUCUCGUUGGUUUCCACAUAUCCGAUUACUGUCUAAAUUUCGUCGAUUGUUGUCAAAGAAGCCUCGGUUGUCGUGUGGACAGAAAAAACCUCCUCGUCGAACAUGGUGGCCGAACAGUCAGAGUCAGACCACUUCCCAUCGGAAUUCCAUUCGAAAGAUUCGUAGAACUGGCAGAAAAAGCCCCUAGAGUCAUCUCUACAAGUCAAAAAAUCAUACUCGGAGUAGACAGGUUAGAUUACACCAAAGGAUUGGUUCAUAGAUUGAAGUCGUUUGAAAAACUGCUCGAGAAUCAUCCUGAACAUAAAGAAAAAGUGUCUAUGCUGCAGAUUUCUGUACCCUCAAGAACCGAUGUUAAAGAAUACCAAGAUUUGAAAGAAGAAAUGGAUCAGUUAGUUGGAAGGAUCAACGGAAGAUUUACAACAGCAAAUUGGUCUCCUAUUAGAUACAUCUUCGGUUGCGUAAGCCAAGAUGAACUAGCAGCGUUUUACAGAGACUCAGCAGUAGGUUUAGUAACUCCCUUAAGAGACGGUAUGAACCUCGUAGCCAAAGAAUUCGUAGCCUGUCAAAUAAACAUCCCCCCAGGAGUCUUGAUAGUCUCACCUUUUGCCGGUGCUGGUGAAACAAUGCACGAAGCCCUAAUUUCGAAUCCCUAUGAAAUAGACGAGGCUUCCGAGGUUAUCCAUAGAGCUCUUACGAUGCCUGAAGAUGAGAGGAUAUUAAGAAUGAAUUAUUUGAGACGAAGAGAAAAGUUGAACGAUGUCAAUUAUUGGACGAAGUCCUUUUUGUCUGCGAUGGGUUCGUUGAUGUCGCAAGAAGAAUACGACGAUGUGGGAUCGAUUACUAUGCCUGCUGUUACUUUAGAAGACUUCGAUGAGUAUUUAUCAAAAUAUAUUGGAAACACGCACAAACUAGCCCUUCUUCUAGAUUACGAUGGUACAUUAGCUCCUAUUGCGCCGCAUCCAGAUCUCGCAAUUAUUCCCGCCGAAACCAAAAACGUUUUACAAAGACUAUCCCGAGUGUCAGAUUGUUACAUAUCUAUUGUUAGUGGGCGACCUGUUAAUAAUGUCAAAGAUAUGGUGGGAAUAGAAGGUAUCACAUACGCUGGAAAUCAUGGAUUGGAAAUUCUACAUCCAGAUGGCACGAGAUUCGUUCAUCCCAUGCCGACGGAGUUUCACGAUACAGUGGGUACUUUAAUGAAACAAUUGCAAGAAAAAGUGUGCAGAGACGGAGCUUGGGUAGAAAAUAAGGGGGCUAUGUUGACGUUUCAUUUCAGAGAAACGCCAGUAAACUUAAGACCAUCAUUAGAAAAAGAAGCCAAAGCUCUGAUAGAAGCAACCGGUUUCAUUGCCGAUACGUCACAUUUAGCCAUAGAAGCCAGACCUCCAGUCCAGUGGAAUAAAGGUAGAGCCUCUAUUUACAUUCUAAGAACUGCCUUCGGCGUAGAUUGGAGCGAAAGGAUAAGAAUCAUAUAUGUUGGUGACGAUCAAACUGACGAAGAUGCUAUGCAGGCUCUGAAAGGUAUGGCGGCGACAUUCAGAGUAACCACCUCCCAAAUAACCAAAACCUCCGCAGAACGUCGACUACCAUCAACCGAUGCCGUGUUAACGAUGUUGAAAUGGGUAGAGCGACAUCUAGGCAGGAGGAAACCGAGUUUAGAUCCAAGUCCGCUAAGAAGAGGAUCCGCUCAAGUUAUGCAUAACAUACAAAUGGAGAUGACCAUGCAAAAUUCGAUUCAUGAUAUGGAAAACAAGUAAACCGAUAUGAUGCCAAAUUAUUGUGAUGUUCUUUGUAUAUAAAUAAGAAAAUUGAUAGAAAGAUUGUUGCGAUUGUUAGGAUUUUUCCCCAGAUCUAGGGAAAUUUGUAGUAUAGGUGUAGUAAGUACGACUAAUGAAUAUUUAGAAAUUUGACAAAAAGGGCAAUACCGUUUGUACAGAUCGACAGAAGCGAUGUUGUCAUUUUGUAAAGUUUCUGGUUAAUUAUCGGCCGUACUUAUCAUUGAUUCAUGAAGAUCUACUUUACAAAUUUCCCUAAAUCUGGGAAAAAAUAGAUGAAAGUGUCUUUGUUACUAAGCGAUAUGUUCAAAAUGCGAUGGUUUUCUUAGAUUAAAUGUAAAAAAAAUCUGUUUAAUUCGUUAGAUUUUAAGUAAGUUCCUAGACCUGAAAAUCCUCCAAUUUUGUGCAUACAAAAUUUUGAUAUACAAACAAAUUUGACGUAACAAUUAACUUUUUUUUUAAUUUUUAAUUUUUAUUAUUGUGAUCGUGUAUUUCUGCCUUUUAAAAGGAGUGCUGUUUUUUAUGUCAUACCAAAGUAUCAGCGCACACUGUUAUACAGUAAAUUCGUUGUGAUGGUUUAAAAUUUUUUAUUGCAAAUAUAUUUUUACUCUAGAUAUUAUUUAUUUUGAAUUUUGUUAUAAGAUUUCUUUAUUCAUAAAUCGCCGUUCAUUACACUUUGUUUUUCAAUACUCGUAUACGAAUUAAAUUGGUAAGUAAUUAAGUUCCAUAAAUUAUCGCCCAAAAAAAAUCCAUCUCAGUAGCUUUUUGGUAGAAUCGAGAAAUUACAUCCUGUAAGUGAUAAAAUGUCAAUAGUAGUUAAAACAUGCACAGCAAAUGGACUCAAUAUAAGAAGUUUCCCUAGAAUUUGUCAUAUUCCAUUAGUGAAAUUUUUCCCCAGAUCUGGGGAAAUUUAAGAACUUGGCAAUACCGCACUGAAUGAAACAUUACGUAACUUAGUUACGUUACUUAGCCGAAAAUGGUCUAAAUGACAGAUAUGGUACAUAUAAUUGGUGAUUUCAAUUUUUGGUCCAUUGUCGGUCAUCGAUUAUGUAACUCAGAAAAACAGUGCCCUCUUAGUAGAAUCGGCCAAAUGCGAACAGCACAAAAGGUAUUCAAAGUUUAUAUUAUGGUAGCGAAUUUUUUCCCCAGAUCUGGGGAAAUUUAAGAAAUCUGGCAAAACCCCACCGAAUGAAACAUUACGUGACUUAAUUACAUUAUUUAUCCGAAAAUGGUCUAUCUUAAUGACUGAUUAUUGUACAUUAAAUUGGUUAUUUCCAUUUUUGGUCAAUCAUCGGUCAUCGAUUAUGUAACUCAUAAAAACAGUAACCUCUAAGUAGAAUCGGGCAAAUACGAAGAGCACAGAAUGUCGUAUUAAAAUUUCAUAUUCUGGUAGUGAAUUUUUUCCCCAGAUCUGGGGAAUUUUAAGAAAUCUGGCAAUACCGCAUUAAAUGAAACAUAACGUUACUUAGCCAAAAAUGGACUGUCCAAAUGGCUCAUAUAUUGUACAUACAAUUGGUUAUUUCAGUUUUUAUUCCAACUUCGGUCAUCGAAUGUGUUACUCAGAAAAAACAGUAAUCUCUUAGUAGAAUCGGGUAAAUACGAACAGCACAGAAGAAAAGUAAUUUUCCAGUAAUGGGAUUUUGUCCCCAGAUCUGGGGAAAUUUGAAAAAUCUGGCAAUAUCGCUCUAAAUGGAUUAUUAUUAGUAGAUUAACCUACGAGUGUGGCGAAUUUGGAAAAUUUGUCAACAUAGCACAACGAGACAUGCGAUCACGUGACAGUAGACAUAUACGAAUAGGGCACGCAACAUGUGCAGUAGAUCAACCUGUUUACAGAUAGCAAAAUAUGAUCCUGUGACCUGUAAAAAUCUGUACCGAACGCAUCCCUCAAUUAUUUUUUAUACGAUUAGGUGUUGCCAGAUUUCUGAAAUUUCCCCAGAUUUGGAGAAAAAUCAAUGAAUUUGUAUUCCAGUGUCUG
Messenger RNA from Psylliodes chrysocephalus, 4661 nucleotides. The record is from the annotation of a GenBank genome assembly. NCBI's taxonomy places the organism in Eukaryota, Metazoa, Arthropoda, Insecta, Coleoptera, Chrysomelidae.